AACUGUUGCGGUACUGUGUGUGUGCUUUUGUUUUGCGAGUGAUUUUUCAUUGCCAUUAUCGUAUGACCGUAGACUCUAGAAACUGCCCAGUCAGCCACCGACUUUACGCUGUUGUCAUCAGCCUUUUUCAUCCGCGUGUUAUUUUCCUGAGUUGAAAACAAAUAUUAUAUAUACGGUGCUGAACUUGCCGAAUUUGUCCCCUGGCUUGCAAGUUGCCGAGGAGUGUUGGAAAGGACUUACAGUAUCUCAAUCGAACGCACUAAAUAGACGGAACGGCUUUUUCGGGUCCUACAAUGGCAGAACGAUUCCUGCCGUGCAGGGUGGUGUUGGCAGUGACGUCACUAGAUCGCGGCUAUCUCAAGGACAACCACUAUGAUACGGUUUGCGUGAUCGACGGCUCGCAGGUACCGGAAGAGUUAAAAGCUAGUUUCGCUUCACGUAAAGAUAUUGAUGCGGCAUUUGAAAACGAGAUUUGCUGUUUCAAAUCGGAUGCACUGAAUUGUCGCGUGGUUUAUGCUCCUGUUGGUAAGUUGACGGACUUCGAUGAUGUGCGACGCUAUGCGGAAGCUGCAGGUCGUGCUUUGGGACGAGCAAUAAAAGCUGGGGCUAAGCAGCCGGUAUUGGCCGUGCCUACUAACAGGGAUUUUGCGGAAACCGAGUUGGUUACAGUGUUGGGGGCUUUGGCUGCACUGUAUGUUCCUUUGGAAUUUCGCGAGGAUGUUCCUGAGAAAAAGCAAAGAUUCGAUCAAAUCGGAUUCUAUCAUCCAGAUUCGAACAAACUGUCAGCCAUUGUGAAAGAAGCUAAAGCAUUCGAGGCAGGGCGGCUAGUGGCCCGUGAUAUCGGUGGUGGGGAUCCAGAACGUAUGGCUCCUCCCCGUGUUGAGAAGUAUCUCGAUGACGGCGUAUUUGAUUCAAAUUUAAUAUUCAAAACCGUGAUUUCAAAUGAAGCUAUUCUAUUGAAAGAAUAUCCGCUCUUUGCUGCGGUAAAUCGUGCUGCCGCAUCCGUUCCACGCCAUCAAGGUCGCCUAAUCUUUUUGGAGUAUAAAUCCAACAGUCCACCGAAGAAAACUCUUAUUCUUGUGGGAAAGGGUGUCACAUAUGAUACAGGUGGUGCUGACAUAAAAACUGGAGGUGCCAUGGCUGGCAUGAGCCGGGACAAGUGUGGAGCGGCUGCUGUGGCUGGAUUUAUGAAGGUCGUAGAGCAAAUGCAACCGCAAGGAGUGCAUGUUAUUGGCGUUUUGUGUAUGGUUCGUAACUCGGUUGGGGAAGAAUGCUACGUUUCCGAUGAGAUCAUUACUUCAAGGGCCGGUGUCCGGGUGCGUGUCAAAAACACCGAUGCUGAAGGUCGCAUGGCUAUGGCCGAUGCCUUGUGUCAGAUGAAAGAGCGCGUCAUUGCAGAAAACAUGCCAGAUGUUCAUAUGUUCACCAUUGCUACCCUAACAGGACACGCCGUUUUGGCAGUAGGAAACCAUUCUAUUGUUAUGGACAACGGACCGGCCAGAGCGGCGGGACAUGGUUUGCGCUUACAGGAACAAGCCGAAAAGAUUGGCGAUCCCUUCGAGAUAUCCAUUCUGAGAAAAGAAGAUUUUGAUUUUCAUGCUAGUGAAUGCUAUGGGGUGGAUAUCUUACAGGCCAACAGUUUACCAUCCAGUAAAACUGUUCGCGGUCACCAGAUGCCAGCAGCAUUUAUGAUGCUUUCCACCGGCUUAGAUAAACAUGGACUUAGAUCUAGCCGUCCGAUCAAAUAUUCCCAUCUUGAUAUCGCAGGAAGUGCUGGAGAUCUACCCGAUCAUCCGACCGGUGCUCCUAUUUUGGCAUUGGCCAGAACGCACUUGCACUCGUAACACUACGCAUCAUCACAUGCAUGAACGCAAAGCGAAAAAUGUACGUUUAUUGUCUUUCCUAGCUUUAUAAGCAUCACAAACUGAACUUCACAACGGUACUUAGGCGAACGGAUAAAUUGCCUCCUAAAUACAAUCAUACCUUGUUUCAAAUAAAUAAAUACGUCAAGACA
Molecule: messenger RNA, 2014 nt
Organism: Malaya genurostris
Lineage: Eukaryota; Metazoa; Arthropoda; Insecta; Diptera; Culicidae
Gene: Dip-B
Product: putative aminopeptidase W07G4.4
Exons: 4
Coding region: 294-1844 (516 amino acids)
Biological process (GO): proteolysis
Cellular component (GO): cytoplasm
Molecular function (GO): metalloaminopeptidase activity; manganese ion binding
Source: RefSeq, a predicted model, not a curated record